UCCUGGAGCGCGAGCGGGGCUUGGGCCCGGGCUGCGGGGCCGCUGAGCUCCGGGCUGCUCGGCUGGGCUCCGCCGGGCGCUUGGCCUGGAGGCCUGCGACCCAGCCCCGUGGGAGCCAUGGAUUCGCAGGGGCUGAAGACUUUGAUUAAUUACUAUUGUCAAGAGAAAUAUUUCCAUCAUGUGUUACUUACUGCCAGUGAAGGAGUUAAGAGGUAUGGCAAUGACCCAGUGUUCAGGUUUUAUCAUGCCUAUGGUACAUUAAUGGAAGGUAAAACUCAAGAAGCUCUUCGCGAAUUUGAGGCUAUUAAAAAUAAACAAGAUGUAUCACUUUGUUCUCUAAUUGCACUGAUAUAUGCCCAUAAAAUGAGUCCUAAUCCAGAUAGAGAAGCUAUUCUGGAAUCAGAUGCCAGAGUGAAGGAGCAACGUAAAGGAGCUGGGCCGAAAGCUUUGUACCAUGCAGGCUUAUUUCUAUGGCACAUUGGCCGUCAUGACAAGGCUAGAGAGUAUAUUGACAGAAUGAUCAAAAUGUCAAAUGGCAAUAAAGAGGGACAGGUUUUGAGAGCAUGGCUUGAUAUCACAAGAGGAAAAGAACCUUAUACUAAAAAAGCACUGAGAUAUUUUGAGGAGGGAUUACAAGACGGAAAUGAUAUUUUCGCUCUGCUGGGUAAGGCGCAAUGCCUUGAGAUGCGCCAGAAUUACUCCGGUGCUCUGGAGACUGUGAACCAGAUAAUAGUGAACUUUCCAAGUUUCCUUCCUGCUUUUGUAAAGAAAAUGAAACUACAACUUGCCUUACAGGAUUGGGACCAGACUGUUGAAACAGCACAGAGGUUAAUGCUUCAGGAUAAUCAAAAUGUGGAAGCGCUAAGGAUCCUGGCUCUUUACUAUUUGUGUAGGGAGGGGGACAUAGAGAAGGCUGCCACCAAGCUGGAAAACUUAGAGAAUGCAUUGGAUGCCAUGGAACCACAGAAUGCUCAACUUUUUUAUAAGAUCACAGUAGCCUUCAGCAGAACUUGUGGGCGAAGUCAACUCAUUCUUCAAAAAAUUCAGACAUUACUAGAAAGAGCUUUUAGUUUAGCCCCUCAGCAAUCAGAAUUUGCUGCAGAACUUGGAUGCCAAAUGAUUUUACAAGGAAAAGUUAAGGAGGCAUUGAAGUGGUAUAAGACUGCCAUGACACUUGAUGAAACUAGCAUCCCUGCACUGACUGGAUUUAUCCGAUGUCGAUUAAUUGAAGGGCAGUUACAGGAUGCAGAUCAGCAGCUAGAAUUCCUUAGGGAAAUUCAGCAGUCUAUUGGAAAAUCUGCGGAAUUAACCUAUUUACAUGCAAUUCUUGCUAUGAAGAAAAAUAAACAACAAGAGGAAGUUAUUAAUUUGUUAAACGAUGUUCUGGACACUCAUUUUUCACAAUUAGAAGAUCUACCACUUGGCAUACAGUAUUUUGAGAACUUAAAUCCUGAUUUCUUGCUAGAAAUUAUUACCGAAUAUCUGAAUUUCUGUCCAAUGCAGCCUGCAAGUCCUGGGCAACCUCUCUCUCCACUUCUCAGACGUUGUACCUCAAUCCUGGAGACUAUAGUAAGAACUGUACCAGGUCUUCUGCAAGCUGUCUUCCUAAUAGCCAAAGUGAAAUAUUUAUCAGGUGACAUUGAAGCAGCUUAUAAUAACCUGCAGCAUUGCCUAGAACACAACCCUUCUUAUGCAGAUGCUCAUCUCCUGAUAGCUCAGGUUUAUUUGUCUCAGGAAAAAUUCAAAUUGUGUUCUCAGUCACUUGAACUUUGUCUGAGCUAUAAUUUUAAGGUGAGAGAAUACCCUUUAUAUCAUUUGAUAAAAGCUCAGUCACAAAAGAAAAUGGGUGAAAUAGCAGAAGCAAUUAAAACUCUACAUAUGGCAAUGAGUUUACCAGGAAUGAGAAUUGGAGCUUCCUCAAAAUCAAAAUACAGAAAAACUGAAGUUGAUGCAAACCAUCGUUUAUCAAUCUUUCUCGAGUUGGUAGAGGUUCACCGCUUAAAUGGAGAACAGCACGAGGCAGCAAAAGUUUUACAAGAUGCCAUCCAUGAAUUUUCUGGGACGUCUGAAGAAUUACGUGUUACCAUUGCUAACGCAGACCUAGCUCUGGCGCAAGGAGAUGUGGAGCGGGCUUUAAGCAUGCUUCGGAACGUUACAGCUGAGCAGCCUUAUUUCACAGAGGCCAAAGAGAAAAUGGCAGAUAUUUAUCUGAAGCACAGAAAAGAGAAAAUGUUAUAUAUUACUUGUUAUAGAGAAAUUGCUGAGAGAAUGCCCAGCCCUCGUUCUUUUCUUCUCCUUGGUGAUGCAUACAUGAAUAUACAAGAGCCUGAAGAAGCCAUAGUAGCGUAUGAGCAAGCAUUAAAUCAGAAUCCCAAAGAUGGAACACUGGCAAGCAAAAUUGGGAAAGCACUUGUCAAAACCCACAACUAUUCGAAGGCAAUCACUUACUAUGAAGCCGCUCUGAAAAGUGGACAACAAAAUUAUCUUUGCUAUGACCUGGCUGAGCUUCUAUUAAAAUUGAAAUGGUAUGACAAAGCAGAAAAAGUUCUUCAACAUGCUCUAGCUCAUGAACCUGUAAAUGAACUGUCCACUCUCAUGGAAGAUGGACGUUCUCAUGUUCUUCUAGCGGAAGUUUAUAGUAAAAUGGAAAGACCUGGAGAUGCAAUCACUUCAUUACAACAGGCUCGAGAAUUACAAGCUCGGGUACUAAAACGUGUUCAGAUGGAACAGCCAGACGCAGCUCCUGCACAGAAACACUUAGCGGCUGAAAUUUGUGCAGGGAUUGCAAAACAUUCUGUUGCUCAGCGAGACUAUGAAAAAGCAAUUAAGUUUUAUAGAGAGGCUCUUGUUCAUUGUGAAACAGAUAAUAAGAUACUGUUGGAGCUGGCACGAUUAUACCUGGCGCAGGAUGACCCCGAUGCCUGCCUGCGGCACUGUACCCUCCUUCUGCAGAGCGACCAGGACAGGGAGGCUGCCACCAUGAUGAUGGCAGAUCUCAUGUUCAGAAAACAGGACUAUGAACAAGCAGUGUUUCAUUUACAGCAGCUUUUAGAACGCAAACCAGAUAAUUAUAUGACACUAUCUCGUUUAAUUGAUUUCCUGAGACGAUGUGGAAAACUUGAGGAUGUUCCAAGAUUUUUCUUAAUGGCUGAAAAACGUAACUCCAGAGCAAAAUUGGAGCCAGGAUUUCAAUACUGUAAAGGACUAUAUCUUUGGUAUACUGGAGAACCAAAUGAUGCCCUUCGACAUUUUAAUAAAGCUCGGAAGGACAGUGACUGGGGCCAAAAUGCCCUUUAUAAUAUGAUAGAAAUAUGUCUGAAUCCAGAUAAUGAAACUGUUGGAGGUGAAGUAUUUGAAAAUCUGGAUGGAGACCUGGGUAAUUCAACUGAAAAGCAAGAGUCUGUGCAGUUAGCAGUGAGAACAGCAGAAAAACUCCUUAAAGAACUAAAACCUCAGACCAUUCAGGGUCACGUACAGCUUCGCAUCCUGGAAAACUAUUGCCUGGUCGCUACCAAACAGAAGUCUAACGUUGAGCAAGCAUUGAAUACCUUCACCAAGAUAGCAACAUCUGAGUUGUUGCAGCUCAGAGUGACUGAGAAAGACAGAGGAAAGCCAGCUGAACACCUUAGGAUGUCUGCACCAGAAAAGACACGCGGGUCUAAUGCAGGGGUUGGAACUCAGAAGGAUCAUAUUCCAGCACUUCUGGGAAUGGCAACAGCUUAUAUGAUCUUGAAACAGACUCCACGAGCCAGAAACCAGCUGAAGCGGAUUGCGAAAAUGAACUGGAAUCCUAUUGAUGCUGAGGACUUUGAGAAGGGUUGGCUGCUGCUUGCCGAUAUUUAUAUUCAAUCAGCAAAAUACGACAUGGCAGAAGAGCUGCUGAAACGGUGCCUGCGUCAUAAUAAGUCUUGCUGCAAAGCUUAUGAAUAUAUGGGGUACAUUAUGGAAAAAGAGCAAGCAUACACAGAUGCUGCCUUAAACUAUGAGAUGGCGUGGAAACAUGGCAAUCAGACAAAUCCAACAGUUGGAUACAAACUGGCAUUUAAUUACUUAAAAGCAAAAAGAUAUGUGGAUGCCAUUGACAUAUGUCACCAGGUUCUUGAAGGACAUCCAACUUAUCCAAAAAUCAGGAAGGAUAUACUUGAUAAGGCCCGUAUAUCUUUGAGGCCUUGAAAAGUAGUUUAAUUUAGUUUGUUGGUUAUGCAGGAAAUGACAGGUCUCAGUUCCUGUAGUUCAGAAUAGGUUUGAGCUAAAACUUUGUAACAGAAGCAUACUUUCCUUUCUCCAGCAGAGGCCGCUAUUGUAUAUAAAGAGAAAUGCUAUGUCAAAUGGCUGGGUUUCUGAUGGAGAAGGUCCGUGGGAGCUGGUUUAUUUGAUUGACUUUCUUGAUUAGGAGCAGAUUUGGUGUCUCUGUGGUAAAGAUUAUAACCCAUUUCUAUAACGAAUAUUUUGUUAAAUACGAGGUAAUUAAGUAUCCUAUGUCUUUUCUAAGGAAUAUUAGUUGUUUAGUUCAGGAAAUACAUUCAAAAUGCUUUUGUUCUUUGUUAAAAUUUUUUUGUAACAUUCUCUGUUGUUUGAAAGGUUUGAGAAAAUGUUCUUGUAAAUAAUGUAUGAAAAGAAAAAGUAUAUUUUAAUAAAAACUUUAUAAAUGUAUGGUUUGUAUUGCUGUUGGAACUCAAAAGACGUGGUAAGUUUUGCAAAACCAGGGUAAGCCCCCUAAACAAUUUGCACUGUUAAUGAGUAGUUGGAAUAUGUGACAUUCCUAGAAAAAUCUUUUUGGAAAAGUGUAAAGAAUGGGAGCUUCCAUUCCCUUUGUUGAACUCAUUCUUUCUGCUUUCGAUGCCAAUGUGAUCUUAAGAAAUAAUCUGGAUGUGAAAUCAGUUGAAAUAGGUAAACUCUCAGAGCAAUAAUUCACCUUAGCCCGAAGACUAGAUCUCUUGAUGGCACUUGAGACACGGUAACAUCUGGCCGGGAAGGGCGACAGGACAGUUUUGGUCAGCAGGGACUCCCAGGCACACCCUGUGAAAACAGCUGCUUCCCUUACCGUGCCUGCCACCCUCUGGCAUAGCGGCUCUCAGCCUCUCAGGUUAAAUUUAACCUAAUCUUAAUCAACUCAGUGUUCAGCAUUACUUCUGACUUGUUGUCUACAUCUUUUUCAGUUGUCUUUAAGAAUACCAUAAAUAGGGUCUACUCUUUCAUUUGCAUUUCCAAUAAAUACAGAGUAUUUUUAAGUCGCUUGUUGCUUGUAAGUGUCCUAUGUUUAUUUUUUUUGAGCUAUAUUCUCUUGUUUUUGACUACUUCUGCAAUUUUCCAAAGUCCUUCUAAUUCCAGUUAUACGUCAUAAAAUUCUCAUCAUUCUUCUUGUUCACCUACCUUAUUUAUGGCAUUUCAUGAAAAUAUUUAAGAGCAUUUAUGAAGCAUUUCAUAUCUGUUAGAACACUUUCAUGUGUCUUAUUACAGUUGAUCACCAGAACCCUAGAAUGUGUGAUUCUGGAACUGCGGCAGAUUAGCUCUUUCUUUGUAAUUCAGCCUGAAUGGACGUUGUUAAGGAUAUUAUAUAACAGAGUACCUUAAGUAGUUCCAGUGAAUUUGCAUCAUGGAAUGCUAGAGUCCUGGAAAUUGGAUAGAGAAAGUAGAACAUCUCUUCUCCCAGCAAGACACUUCCAGAUCAGUCUUCCUAUCUGUAAAAUGGGGAGUUUGUUUUUGUUUCUUUAGCAACCACUUAAUAUUUUGCACCUGCCAUUUGUGAGGUACUAUUCUAAGAACUUUACUUACAUUAUGUCUUCUAAUUUACACUCAGCUUCCCAGAGAAAUAAUACUCUUAUUUUUCAGAUGAGGAGGAUGGAGUUUCAAACUAAAUGAUUUGCCCAAGGUCACAGAAAAAGUGUCAGAAUCUGGAUGCCAUACUGACCCAGACAACUUCAAAGCUCACGCCCUGUUUCCUAUAUUAGGACAUUUUGCAUCAGUAAGAGGGAUUGUGUCUAUAAGAAAAAAUUCUCUUGUCCACAUCUGGCCAGCAGAAGAAACUAAGUGUUCUAUCACAGAGCUAGUCAAGUAAUGAGGAACAAGAUGAACUGAGUGGAGUGAACAGUUCUUACAAACGUGAAAUUACCGAAAGGAAGUCUAGCUGAGGAGUAGUGUAGUGUGGCAGUUAAGUACAUGGAUUUGAAAUCAGACCAGCCUGGGUUUCAGCUGGGUUCUACCGCUUACUAGGUGUUUAAUCUUUCUCAAGUUAUGUAGGUUCUCUGAGCUUCUGUUUUCUCAUCCAUAAAGAAGCGUAUAAGGAUAAUCUGCCUCAGGUCGUUGUGAGGAUUAAAUGAGAAAACAUACAUAAAACGUGUAAUGAACCUGACUCACUUAGGCUCUUAAUGAACAGUGGCUCUACUUAUUUCUUAUGAGUGGAACAGGGCCAAGUAGUAACUGCAACUGAGAAAAACCUUCACAGAAGAAAAAAAUGAAGUCCAAGGUGAGAUAAAAAGGACAAGUGAGUUCCCCAAGACCGCUCAGCUGAACGGGAUUCAGGGUUCUCAUUCAUGCUCGCCCUCCUCCCCACCCUACUCCUUCUCUUUUCCCCUCUGUCCUCUCCCCUCCCCACACCAAACACUGUGCUGUACUCUUUACAUGCAUAAUCUCUUCAUCCAUCUCUGCCUUUGCUCUAGCCUUCUCUAACCUGGGGUUCUCUCCCUGCUCUCCUCUCCCUUACCCUGCUUCCUGUCUCCGAGCUUCCUGCUCUAGGCUUAUUCUUUCUUUCUUUCAGGUGUCAGUUUAUUGUCACCUCAUCAGAGGCCAUGUCCACGUCCGGACCCACAGUCUAAAGUAGCCAUCCUGUCAUGCUGUAUCUUAUCACCCUUUUUAAACUGUUUAGCGCUUAACCAGUCUCUGAUGUCUUCUUGUUCACUGAGGCAUGGUUUAUGACCAGGCCUUAGGUGACAUACCCAAGAUCACAUAUCGAGGAAAGCGGGAACUCAAACUGCUAGUUGAAGGAAUCAGGUGAAAUGAGAGUUUGGGGACUGCACUAAGGACAGCAGAGGAGCACAACAUGAAAGAAUCUUCUAUCAACCUCGGAUCAGAAUACCAUCCCCUCAUGGUGAGGAAGCAGUUACAAGUUUAAUGCACUUUGACCUUAAGCCAGCUAGUAUGAACUGGGUCCCAAGAAGAAAUAGCUUUCUUCCCUAGAAGUUAAGAACCUAGAGCAGUUCUGGAAGGGUUUUCCGCAUGUACAGCUGAGGAAGCUACGUUGAACCUUGCAUUAGGGUACAUCUAGUCCCUACUAGAGUAGUAGAGUCGCUGUGGAAACCAAAUGACCAAUUAAGACUGACAGAAACUUUUAGUUUGGGACUGGAGACAAGCGACUAGCCUUAUAAUAGGAUUAUAUAGCACUGCUAGCGCUGGUGAAGUAAUACAUGAAGGACUGGCAAAGGUGCAGGGAAGCUAACACGUUCAUACUCUCCUGGUACAGUGUAGUCAGCCUUCCUGAAGGGCAUUCGGCAGCAUGAAUUAAGAGCUUGUCCUUUGAGUAAUCGCACUUAGAAAAGUUUUUCAUGGGAGAUAUUCAGAAAUUUCUCGAAAUUUUUCAGUUAAAAAAAACAAACAGCAGAAAGCUUAUUUUUUGGUUUUUGGGUUUGUUGUUUUUGUUACCAAAACACUCAACAUAAAGGAAGUGGUCAAAUAUAUUAAAGUUUACCCAAUAAUGGAAUACUAUGUAGUCAUCAAAACUAUUUUCAAAGAUGUUUUUAUGUGUUUUUUAAAACUACUCAAAGAUUUUUAACUGCUAAAGUUCUCACAAAAUAAUAAGCAAAAUAGCAGGAAACAUAACUCCAUAUAAAAUAUUAACUUGGAAAAAAAUAGAUGCAUGGAUAUAAAUACAUACAAAACCAGAGGAAACUAACCCAAUUUUUGGGAGGCGCUUGGGUGGCUCAGUCAGUUAAGCAUCUGCCUUCGGCUCAGGUCAUCAUCCCAGGGUCCUGAGAUCGAGCCCCACGUCAGGCUCCCUGCUUAGCGGGGACUCUGCUUCUCCGAACUCUCCCUCCACCCCCCCACCUGCCCGACUCAUGCUCUCUCUCAAAUAAAUAAAUCUUUUUUUUUUAAAGAAAUUAACCCAAAUUUUAACUCAUUAUAUCUGAGUGCUGAAAUAAUCAGAAAUGUAUUUAUUUUACAAGUUAGCUGCAAUGAACAUAUACACUAAAAAAAUUUGUGGUUUUUUUUUUUAGAGAAUGUUCUCAAACUUGCUUCUUGCUGACUGUUUAAAGUUCUUUAGCUGAGCAAAGAUGAGUAGGAAAAACUAAACAAAAGCUAACAUUCUUUCAACUCUUAACACCCACACUUUACUACUAAUUGUUUAUGCAGAAUGUAAUCUGGUUUAUUUCACUUGUCAGAGGAAAAGAUUCAGGAUGUAGAAGAUAAAAAAAGACUGCGGGAAAUGUUAACGGGGUGGUAAUAGUCAUGAUAAUAGGAGAACAUGGGAUUACUAAAGAGGCUAGAAGUU
Messenger RNA from Mirounga angustirostris (Northern elephant seal), 8485 nucleotides. It is a transcript of the gene TTC21B, whose product is annotated as tetratricopeptide repeat domain 21B. The coding region runs from base 118 to 4173 and encodes 1351 amino acids. Gene Ontology annotation, biological process: protein localization to cilium; intraciliary retrograde transport. The record is from RefSeq and is a predicted model, not a curated record. Gene Ontology annotation, molecular function: protein binding. The transcript has 30 exons. Gene Ontology annotation, cellular component: intraciliary transport particle A. NCBI's taxonomy places the organism in Eukaryota, Metazoa, Chordata, Mammalia, Carnivora, Phocidae.